This is a messenger RNA of Erinaceus europaeus (western European hedgehog), 1511 nucleotides long. RefSeq names its product chromatin accessibility complex subunit 1 (gene CHRAC1). Gene Ontology annotation, cellular component: CHRAC; nucleus. NCBI's taxonomy places the organism in Eukaryota, Metazoa, Chordata, Mammalia, Eulipotyphla, Erinaceidae. The record is from RefSeq and is a predicted model, not a curated record. Bases 60 to 446 code for a protein of 128 amino acids. Gene Ontology annotation, molecular function: protein heterodimerization activity. The transcript is spliced from 3 exons.
AGUCGCUAGGCCAACUGGCGGUUGGGUCCCCGGGGGCCACCGUGGGGAGGGGCACAAAGAUGGCGGACAUGGUCGUUGGCAGAGACAAGUGCGGAGAACAGCGGCUCGUGUCGCUGCCCCUGUCCCGCAUCCGGGUCAUCAUGAAGAGCUCCCCCGAAGUUUCCAGCAUCAACCAGGAGGCGCUGGUGCUCACGGCCAAGGCCACGGAACUCUUUGUUCAGUAUCUAGCCACCUAUUCCUACAGAAAUGGCAGUGGAAAAGAAAAGAAAGCCCUCACUUACAGUGAUUUAUCAAAUACUGCAGAGGAAUCGGAGACUUUUCAGUUUCUUGCAGAUAUAUUACCAAAGAAGAUUUUAGCUAGUAAAUACCUGAAAAUGCUUAAAGAGAAGAGGGAAGACAAGGAGGAGAGUGGCAACGAAAGUGAUGAUGACGAAGUGGAAUCCUAAGUCAAAAAAGAAGUGCUGUUAGACACACAGCGGACUCAGACCGCCCUGGAGAAGCCCCAUUGCUGGGAUGGAAGCGCAGCUCUGUGACUCCGGGCUUUUUCCUCCACAGAGACUUUCCCCUUCUUUCCUGGCUGAAGUAGCUCAUCUCAUGCCCCUGCACCACCCAGAUCACAAAAGGAAAGCCCCCUACCUAACAAUCCCCUCUCUGCCAGGCCCAAGCAGCAGUCCACAUGUAUCAGGAAAGAGCUGCCUAUGCUAGCAGCCACUGCUGGGUCACCUGCAACAGACAUAGGCUGUUAGUUCUGGCUGGGUUUUUUUUUUUAAUUAUCAGUUGUAUAGAUUUAUAUAUGUAUAUUUUGAAAUGAACUCUUGUAAACAAUUAAGUCCAGUUUUAGCAAGAUAGUGUAUGGGCAGAAUGUUACAUUUGAAUUGUUGUAUUUUAGUAAAGUUUGUUUUGUUUGUCCAAAUGCUUCAUCUUAUUUAAAGAAGUGUCUUUCUUUUAUUGAAGAGCUGUACUUUUUUUUUUUUUUUUGAGCUGUACAUAUUUUUACGGUAAGAUUCUUUACUAGUUUUGAAGCCCUCAGUUCUUCUAACACCUGGCAUAUGACCAGAAGCUUUUGUGAAAUUGAGAAAGUAAGCGUCUCUAGCGUGUUCUGUUGCUAGAGAACAUUUUCAGGUCAGUUAAUUACAGAAGAAAAUGUUAUUUUGCAUAAGUAUAUUUUUCUUAAAAAGAAAAACAUUUUGUAUAUUGACAAUAUCUUACAGUUUCUUAACAUCCUUAGUAAUCACUUUUUAGUAUCCAGAAGAAAAAAACCAUAUACCUUAUUUCACAUAGGGUAAAGUUUGCUUUUUAUGUUUUGUCUCUUAAAAAAAAAAACCCUUAUAAUUUGUAUCCAGUAAAGUUGUCCUUGAAUGUUCAAGCUGUUGACUGUGUAACUGAUCAAUAAACUAGUUCUGCCACCACAAUAUUUAUCCCUACUUGUCCCCAUACUCUAUUCCUCAGCCAGCCACAGGUUUUCUGUCCUACUUGUUGGUUUAUUUUAAAAUAAAAUGUUAAAAAAUUCA